GGAUUGGGGCUCACGACUGGCCACAGGGCUUCAAGCAGCAGCAGCAGCAGCAGCAGCAAAGCCGUGAGCAGCAGCAGCAACAACAGCAGAGUCAUCAUCAUCAUCAGCGUCAGCAGCGACAAAGCCAUAUCCAGCAGCAGCAGCAGCAGCAGCAGCAACAGCAGCAGCAGCAGCAGCCACAGCAGCAGCAGCAACAGCUGCAGCAGAAGCCGCACACUUGUGCCUUCUCUCCCGCACGGCCUCACAUUUCCAGGAUCCGUAGGGUUUAG
Messenger RNA from Eimeria necatrix, 269 nucleotides. RefSeq lists its product as hypothetical. The annotation marks the transcript as partial. NCBI's taxonomy places the organism in Eukaryota, Apicomplexa, Conoidasida, Eucoccidiorida, Eimeriidae. The transcript has a single exon. The record is from RefSeq and is a predicted model, not a curated record.